UUCUCUCCCCAGUCAUUACUGAAUAAUCCUGUCGUCACUCAAGUCAGCUCCGAUCAGCCAACUCUCGCUUCAGCCUCCCCUCUCCCCGCCGGUGAUCGGCUGAUUAUUCUUUCUUCAUUCGCCGGACUCCAUUAUUGGUUGGAAUACGCACUUAUUGGGUGAUAACUUAUGCGUGUAAUUUAUUGUACCAGGAUAAUUUGGUUGAAUUAGUAGUUAGAAUUAAUUUGUCCAGACCUGUAUGCAGCGUUGAGAGAAGUUAGGGUUUUUAUUCUUGGGGAAUAAUGGGGGAUUCAAUGGAGAGAUUGGGAUCGGAGGAAGCGGCAAGUUUGAUGAAGGAGGAGCUGUGUAUGGAGAUCGAUCCGCCGUUUAAAGAGAACCUCGCCACUGCAGAGGACUGGCGUAAGGCGCUUAAUAAGGUGGUUCCGGCCGUAGUCGUGCUUCGUACUAAUGCUUGUCGAGCAUUUGAUACUGAGUCCGCUGGCGCCAGCUAUGCAACCGGCUUCAUUGUUGAUAAACGCCGCGGCAUUAUACUCACCAAUCGACAUGUUGUUAAACCAGGGCCUGUGGUAGCAGAAGCAAUGUUUGUGAAUCGUGAAGAGAUACCUGUUCAUCCCAUAUACAGGGACCCGGUACAUGACUUUGGCUUCUUUCAAUAUGACCCUGGGGCAAUUCAAUUUCUGAGCUAUGAGGAGAUCCCUCUUGCACCGGAAGCUGCUUGUGUUGGACUGGAGAUAAGGGUUGUUGGGAAUGAUAGUGGAGAAAAGGUGUCCAUUUUAGCUGGUACUCUUGCUCGCUUGGAUAGAGAUGCUCCUCAUUACAAGAAAGAUGGCUACAAUGACUUCAACACAUUCUACAUGCAAGCUGCUUCAGGGACCAAAGGUGGUUCAAGUGGUUCGCCCGUGAUUGAUUGGCAAGGCAGAGCAGUUGCCUUAAAUGCAGGGAGCAAGUCAUCAAGUGCUUCGGCAUUUUUCUUUCCGUUAGAACGAGUGGUAAGGGCAUUGAAAUUUUUACAAAAAGGAAGAGAUUCAUUUUCAGAAAAAUGGGAAGCAGUUUCAAUUCCUCGUGGUACGCUUCAGGUCACAUUUUCACAUAAAGGAUUUGAUGAGACACGUCGACUUGGUCUUCAAAGUGAAACAGAACAGCUGGUGCGCAGUGCAUCUCCUCCGGGGGAAACUGGAAUGCUAGUCCUGGAUUCUGUUGUACCAGGCGGUCCAGCUCAUAAUUUUUUGGAGCCAGGUGAUGUACUUGUUCGUAUGAAUGGGGAGGUAAUUACCCAGUUCCUGAGGAUGGAGACUUUAUUUGACGACAGUGUCAACGAGAAAGUUGAACUUCAAAUUGAAAGGGGCGGCAAAUCAGUCGUCGUGAACUUGGUGGUUCAAGAUCUUCACUCCAUAACCCCAGAUUACUUCUUGGAAGUCAGUGGUGCUGUGAUACACCCUCUUUCUUAUCAACAGGCUAGAAAUUUUCGUUUUCACUGUGGCAUUGUCUAUGUUGCAGAACCAGGAUACAUGCUCUUCAGAGCUGGAGUUCCAAGACAUGCUAUCAUUAAGAAGUUUGCAGGUGAAGAUAUAUCAAGGCUUGAGGACUUCAUUACUAUUCUUUCAAAGUUGUCUAGGGGUGCACGAGUGCCACUGGAAUAUAUAACCUAUGGGGAUCGUCAUCGUAGAAAGUCUGUCCUUGUCACAAUUGACCGCCAUGAGUGGUAUGCCCCACCUCAGCUAUACAAGCGUGAUGACAGCUCAGGUCUAUGGAUAGCAAAGUCAGCUUUGCAUUCUGACGCUCCAAUUUCAUCAUCUGUCUCCAAUCGUGUGCAAGAAAUAGAAAACCAUACAUUAUCUCCAAGCACAGGCGAAAUUUGUCCAAUGGAGCAGAUACAUCAGUCUGUAGGACUGGAAUCAACUGAUGGCAUUACCAGCAUGGAAACUAGUUAUGAACAGGUUGCCGAGGAAAGACAUUCUCAGGAUGAAUCUGAUGCUGGGACAAAGAAAAGGAGAGUGGAGGAGGAAAGAUCUGCUGAUGGAAAUGUAAUAGUGGAUUAUUCUUUACAUGAGCCUAGAGAGGAAAGGUUGGAGGACUCUGGAAAUGUUGAUAAUGCAGUUUCAAGAGGUUAUCGAGGUUCCACUGCUGUAGCAGCUAAUGCUUCAGUUGCUGAACGUGUGAUAGAGCCCACACUUGUAAUGUUUGAGGUUCAUGUGCCAUCCGCCUGUAUGAUAGAUGGAGUCCACUCACAACAUUUCUUUGGAACUGGUGUUAUUAUAUAUCAUUCAGAAACGAUGGGAUUAGUUGCAGUUGACAAAAAUACAGUUGCAGUAUCUGUUUCUGAUGUGAUGCUGUCUUUUGCUGCUUUUCCAAUGGAAAUACCUGGAGAGGUGGUUUUUCUCCAUCCUGUCCAUAAUUUUGCUCUUGUUGCGUACGACCCUUCUGCAUUGGGAGCUGUUGGUAUCUCAAUGGUUCGUGCUGCUGAGCUCCAUCCAGAACCUGCGCUUCGCCGUGGAGAUCCUGUCUAUCUCGUGGGUUUGAGUAGAAGCCUACAGGCAACUUCAAGAAAAUCCUUUGUCACCAAUCCAUGUGCUGCUUUAAAUAUUGGCUCAGCUGAUUGUCCACGUUACAGAGCAACCAAUAUGGAAGUCACUGAACUUGAUACUGAUUUUGGGAGUACAUUUUCUGGUGUACUGACUGAUGAGCUUGGGAGAGUGCAGGCUGUAUGGGGAAGCUUUUCAACUCAGCUCAAAUAUGGAUGCAAUUCAUCUGAAGAUCAUCAAUUUGUCCGGGGCCUUUCCAUAUAUACUAUCAGUCAGGUCCUUGAUAAGAUAAUAUCUGGUGGUGAUGGUCCUCGCCUUUUGAUAAAUGGUGUGAAGAGACCAAUGCCACUUGUAAGGAUAUUGGAAGUUGAACUGUACCCUACUUUACUUUCUAAAGCUCGGAGUUUUGGAUUGAGUGAUGCUUGGAUCCAGGCUCUUGUGAAAAAAGAUCCUAUUAGACGUCAAGUAUUGAGGGUUAAAGGGUGCCUAGCUGGGUCAAGGGCUGAAAGUCUAUUAGAACAAGGUGACAUGGUUUUGGCAAUCAAUAAAGUACCUGUUACAUGCUUUCAUGACAUUGAAGAUGCUUGCCAAGCGCUAGACCAGUGUGAUAAUAGUGAUGGGAGACUUAGCAUGACUAUAUUCCGUCAGGGCCAUGAGCUUGAACUACUUGUGGGAACAGACAUAAGAGAUGGGAAUGGAACCGCUCGUGUGAUAAACUGGUGUGGAUGUAUAGUCCAAGAUCCCCACCCUGCGGUGCGUGCUCUUGGAUUUCUUCCUGAAGAAGGCCAUGGUGUUUAUGUGGCCAGGUGGUGUCAUGGGAGUCCUGUACAUCGAUAUGGUCUGUAUGCUCUCCAAUGGAUUGUCGAGGUCAACGGGAAACGAACUCCUGAUUUGGAUGCUUUUGUUGACGCAACGAAGGAGUUGGAACAUGGUGAGUUUGUCCGUGUCAGAACAGUACACUUAAAUGGGAAGCCUCGAGUACUUACCCUGAAGCAGGAUUUACAUUACUGGCCUACAUGGGAGCUGAGAUUUGACCCUGAAACUGCAAUUUGGCGAAGAAAGACGAUCAAAUCUUUAGAUUGCUGCACUACUUGCGUUAUAACGGUGGACAAAUAGGAUAACCUUCCAACCAGUGAUAUGUUGAAUAACUCGGUGGUUUACUAGCCAUGGAAAGGCAGCUAUUAUAAAAUUACGCUCCUCUUAUAGACAGUUAGCUAUAUUAUAUUUAUACACAGCAGGAUUAUAAAAUUACGCUCCUCUUUGCUUCUUGCAAUCGAUAGUUAGCUAUUAAGAACCUCAGCCGCCAAUAUGUGCGUGGUUUACACUCUGUUACAGCUUGACUUUGAUAAGUUUAGUGAAAAACUAUCUUCAUUUUUUCCGUGCA
Coffea eugenioides is the source of this 3906-nucleotide messenger RNA. Its product is annotated as protease Do-like 7. The record is from RefSeq and is a predicted model, not a curated record. Gene Ontology annotation, molecular function: serine-type endopeptidase activity; protein binding. The transcript is spliced from 24 exons. NCBI's taxonomy places the organism in Eukaryota, Viridiplantae, Streptophyta, Magnoliopsida, Gentianales, Rubiaceae. Gene Ontology annotation, biological process: proteolysis. Bases 282 to 3638 code for a protein of 1118 amino acids.